AUGCCUUCGAUGCACACUAUCGUUAUUCCGCGGCCCGUCUCUAUGGCGCUCCGUGCGGUAGAGCUCCUCUCUGCAAUUAUUGUUACUGCUAUCAUAGGCUACUAUAUCUACCCUUACGCUCAGAGCAAGACCUGGCCUGCAAAGCGCUUCAUCUUCGCCGAAACCUGGGCAUGUCUCUCAAUUAUACUCAGCGUACUUUGGCUUGUUCCAUCCAUGGCUCAUAAAAUUCCAUGGCUUGCAGACUUUGUCACGUCAGGUGGCUGGUGGGCUUCUUUUGGCCUUAUCCUCCAGGCAAUCAACCAGAGCAACAACUGUGGAUCAUUUUUCAGCUCGGGCAACGGGACUUUCUGCAGGAACUGGAAAGCUGUUGAGGCUUUCUGUUUUAUCAGCGGCAUUGCUUGGAUCGUUACCGGCCUCUUUGGCAUCCAAUUCGUCCAGGCAAGGCGGAGAGGUGGUCGGGGUGGUGGUCGCUUCCGCUAG
This is a messenger RNA of Endocarpon pusillum Z07020, 480 nucleotides long. RefSeq lists its product as uncharacterized. The record is from RefSeq and is a predicted model, not a curated record. Lineage: Eukaryota; Fungi; Ascomycota; Eurotiomycetes; Verrucariales; Verrucariaceae. The coding region runs from base 1 to 480 and encodes 159 amino acids. The transcript is spliced from 2 exons. Gene Ontology annotation, cellular component: membrane.